Molecule: messenger RNA, 1061 nt
Organism: Nerophis lumbriciformis (worm pipefish)
Lineage: Eukaryota; Metazoa; Chordata; Actinopteri; Syngnathiformes; Syngnathidae
Gene: cdca5
Product: cell division cycle associated 5
Biological process (GO): mitotic sister chromatid cohesion; mitotic metaphase chromosome alignment; double-strand break repair
Cellular component (GO): nucleus
Source: RefSeq, a predicted model, not a curated record
UAAGACGUCACCGGAAACGGCGCAACGCAUUUCCUGUGCGACUCGGGCGGGCAAUUUGAGCGGCCUUUCUCUGGCGUGUGUCAAGGAAACUGUGGACUGGACGUAAUAAUAAGCGUUUUUAUUCACAUUUUACAAACGUUUUAAACGACUGGAAGGCGGUAUGAAGGGACGAACACCUCCCAGCCAGAAAAAAACGACGGACGCCGGUCGCUUGAAUGGCUCUUUUCAGCAAAGACGCUCCCCGCGGUUGACGUCUACUUUGGCAAACAAUAACACCAACAUGGCGCCCGGGAGCGUCGCUGUUAAGCGUUCGAUCACCGUCAGGAAAAUAGUAGCAAGGAAAACCACGGCCGCGUCCGAGCAAGACAAAGAAAACACACCGAGACGGUCACCGGUUCUUGCCCCGGUCUGCAAGCGGCCCUCUGCGGCAAAGAAGCAGGCCGCCAUGCCGUCACCAAUCCUCCCUCCGGCAUCGCCACCCGCCCGGCCUCGGCCCCAGGAGGCCCCAGAAGACGCGGUGUGGUCGCAGAAAGUACGCCGCUCCUACUCCAGGCUGAGCGGCAAGUCCUUCAACAGCCCCAAUUCCCGGGAAACUCUUUUCGGCUUUGAUAAGAUGCAGACGCCGGAAGUGGGACGAAGUGUCGGGCGAACCAUAUUAGGCCUGGAGGUCUCCAGCAGCUCCUACUCGUCUAUGAUGGACGCCGAGGACCGCGAUCCCGAUUUGGCCGAGCCGGACGCCAACAUCCCCGGGGUGGCUUUGGUCAAGCAGAAGAGGACCCGGAGGAAGAUGAAGAAGAUGGAUGUAAAGGAGCUGGACACGCUCGCUGACCAGAUGAACGCCGAGUUUGAGAAGGCGGAGGAGUUUGAGCUGGUGGUGGAGUAAAUACAGACUGAGGAACACUGGACGUUAUUUUAAAAAAGUUUUUUUUAAAUUUCAUUUCUUUGUUUAAAUAUUCCCCUGCUGUUUCCUGUUAUUAUAGGACUGGCCAUUGUUGUAAUAUAAGUGAGUCAAUGCCAUAAUAUGUAGAGAUGUCCGAUAAUAUUAAAAUGUGAUAUUGGAA